CCGUAGGUCCAAGAUAGGAGGCCAUAAUCCCCCGAUAGAUUCAUUCAUUCUCACUGUGUGUGUGAGAGAGAGAGAGAGAGUGAUUGAUCGGAGAUGUCGUCGCACAACAAUUCGUCAUCGUCGGCGGCGAACGACCCUCGCCAGCCGUCGGCCGCGAAGCCAUUCGUGGCACCUAUGGUAUCUCCGCAAGAUCUUCCCAUUGACUACUCUGGUUUCAUCGCCGUAGUCUGCGCCGUUGCUGGCGUCAUGUUCAGGUACAAGCUUGGGUCGUGGCUCGCUCUAAUUUUCUGUGCCCAAUCACUUGCCAAUAUGAAGAAUAUGGAAAAUGAUAUGAAGCAGAUCUCAAUGGCCAUGAUGUUUGCUAUAAUGGGAUUGAUGACGAACUACUUCGGGCCCGCUCGACCAGGAAAACAAACUUAGGAUCCCUUUGAUAAUGGAGGAGGAUUUCCAAUCCGAAUGUUGUUUCUUUAUUCCCUUUCUUUUAAUUAGCGAAGUUCCGAUGGGAAAAUUUUGAAGGCAAACUUAAAUGAACGUACGUAACGGUCUUUAUCUUUUCAGUUUUACCUUAUAAAUUGGCUUCCACGGGUUCA
Messenger RNA from Rhododendron vialii, 590 nucleotides. Its product is annotated as protein Asterix. Gene Ontology annotation, biological process: protein insertion into ER membrane. Gene Ontology annotation, molecular function: protein folding chaperone. The transcript is spliced from 3 exons. The record is from RefSeq and is a predicted model, not a curated record. NCBI's taxonomy places the organism in Eukaryota, Viridiplantae, Streptophyta, Magnoliopsida, Ericales, Ericaceae. Bases 94 to 420 code for a protein of 108 amino acids. Gene Ontology annotation, cellular component: endoplasmic reticulum membrane.